AUAAAUGUAUAUAAAGCAACUGAUACUGUAUUUUUUUCUUAUUCAACAACCUUAUUUGUCGAUUGUCAAUCAAUAAACUAAUAUGAAAGUUUUGUGUCUUCUUGUUAGUAUUUUCGUAGCUAUUGCUGUUGUUGGAGCUCAUUCAAACGACCGUCUUAAUGGACUAAAGAGCCAAGAAAUCUUACACCAAUUCGAAAACAAACAGUACAACCAUGAACAUAGUCAGCAAUGGAACCAAAAAAAUAAUGACAGAUAUUGGUACAACAAAGGACAUAAUUUAAAAAAUGAUGUUGAAUACCACCACACCUUCUCCCACAAUCAUGGCCAUCGUCAACAAAGACAAUAUCAAAAUGUUAGUUACAACUCUGACUUAAGUUCUGGAUCAGUAUCCUCUGAAUUAAACUUUAAUGAAGAAUACAUUCAAAGUUCCAGAUUAAACCAAAACGAUGCUGCCUACAUUGUAGGAAAUACUUGCGCCAAAAAAAUUAUGAAAUUUUAUUCUAUCAUCGAAAAAUACAUCAAUAGCAACGGUCAAAUCCAAAAUGAUUGGUUCAACGAAACUGUUGAAGUACAACAAGUCGUCGUACCUUUACCAAACCAUCAAUUCUUGAACAUUAACGAAAGCAAAAUCAACGGUCUACAACAUGGAACCAUCAAAUUAGUGAAAGUGAACACUGAAUAUAACAAUGUCGAAGUUGACUAUCACUUUAACGAUUUACUGAUUAAUGGUAACUUUAAGACCAAUAACGGACAAAAAGGAUAUUUAAAAGUUAAAAUGUUGAACACUGACGUUUGCGUAACUACUGAGUUGUACAAUAAGAAUCUCAAGACCGUCGACACUUUCAACGAAAAAUUGGACAUGAACAUGGAAUUCGCAUCACAAUUGGAAAAUGAUCAACUUAUCUAUCAAAAUGCUGAAUCAUCUUACUUACGUAAUUUGAAAAGAACUUUUGAAAAUAAAUUGUAUGAAGGCACUUACAACGGUUUAAUCGGAUGUAUGAGACACGAAGUUACAAAAGAAUUUUCUAUACCUUCAGAAACUAUCACCAACAUGGAAAUUUACAACAAGAAAACUGGUUUCAAAGUUAUAUUAACUAAUGGACAGUUCCAAGAAGAAUCUAUAACUAAUACCAAUAAAAUCGCAUCUGUUGUUGUUCGUCCAACCAAAUCUGGAAACGGAUACAGAUUCAAGGUCAACAUCGUCUUGGCAAAACAACCAUCAUGGAAAAAUGACAUCACCGUCCAAAAAGGUGAACAACAAACCACCUUCAGAAACGUUCAAUUCCAAGCCAACGAAAUCGUUGCUACCGCUAUCCUGGAAAAUGUAAGUCAACAUAUGGGAGGACGCCAAUUCCGCGUUUCUGACGUCAAUUUCGAAUUAAAAGGUCUUAGAUUUAACUUAUCCAAUGACAAAACCUUUGCUACUGAACUGGAACAAAACCUUAGACAUAUGAUAGAAAACAACAUGGCUGUUGUCCUUAAAGAACAAUUGAAACAUGAAUACCAAAUCUAUCAACAAGUUCCAGAACAAUACAACCAAUGCAAUCGACCUACCCAGCAAAGAUUAAUUUAGAAUAGCAAUUUAAAAAUGUUUAUAUGUAGAUUAACAAAUUAUUUUAUAAGUAUUUUUUACCUUUAACAUAAAUUGGAUGUUUUUGGCAAUAUAAUUAAUAUAUAGUCCAUCUA
Daktulosphaira vitifoliae (grape phylloxera) is the source of this 1686-nucleotide messenger RNA. RefSeq names its product GATA zinc finger domain-containing protein 14-like. The coding region runs from base 83 to 1573 and encodes 496 amino acids. NCBI's taxonomy places the organism in Eukaryota, Metazoa, Arthropoda, Insecta, Hemiptera, Phylloxeridae. The record is from RefSeq and is a predicted model, not a curated record. The transcript has 3 exons.